CCAUAACGGCUAGGCUUACUAACUGGGUUAAUACAGAUGAUUACAUCAUAAACAUUGCGCGUGCAGACACCAGGCACUAGAACGCAUGCAGUGACCGGUUGCGCAAUUGAGAGUGAGAAACUGGGUUAGAACAAACGGAGGAGCUGAAGAAGGAAGGGAUGAACAAUGGUUUACCUCGUCUGUAGACACUAUCAGCCUCAAACUAAUGUAGACACGCACAGAGGGGAGGAAAGAAAGGGGUGAAUGAGGAAGAGAGAGGAGAGAAUGGCACAGUCACAUAGAGACAGUGGUGAACAAUCGGUGGACGAAGCCUAGCUAAAGAAACAGGAGAGGACAGGAGGUCGGAUAAAAGGGAUAAACUAUGUUCUUUUUUAUUUAAAGAUGGGGAGUGAAAGAGGGAGUGUUCGCCCUCGGCGUCAUAACGCAUCCAUAGAUUAGCCCAAACCAAACGCUCCACCGCCCGUCCAUGGCGUAAAGACUGGGGUACAUAAAUAUAUCUGAAAUAAUUAAAUAAUUCGCUGUGGCGAGAAGAGCGUCAGCCGCAGUGUGUCUCUCCUUGCACCACGUAAGCGCAGCCGAAACAGAGACGAGGACAGGGAGGACGGAGAGAGAGAACAAGCCAUCCCUUUCCUAGCCGAACCAAGGAGAGAGGAAACGCGACAGACAGACAACAAUGGGAAUAUAGGUCUAUAUACCUAAACCAUCUGUGAGCAACCAGCACAGCUGAGGUUUUUGUGGUGUUUUUAGCGGUUAGCUAUAAAGGAGACCGGGGAUUCGGUGUUGCAGCGGCCGCGCUGAAGAACCGCACAUGUCAACACGUUCAAUCUCCAUCCCGGCCCUGCGCGGAUCGCAGAUCCGUCUAACGGCAACGCCAGGCAGGUUACCGAAUAACGGAACCGUUAACGGAACCGGGGAACAGUGAUGAGAAGGACUCGGAUCAAUGGUUUUAUGAUAUGAGCCUUUAUAAACGAAUCAAUUAAUGAAUUACUUAUCAUCGAUGAGAAAGGACCAAUCAAACAACUGAUUUUAUGGAUUCAUGUUGACAUUUUCGGAAUGAUCCCUAUAACCUGCUUUAUCGGUGUGAUGUGCUUUAUCUAAGGAUCUAUAGGCUAUGGGCUAUAUUCAUGACAGAAAUAUAUACAUAAAUACCACAUUUAGGCUGAUGACUUAGUAGUAGUCUUAACAACCCAUGCGUUUCUUCCUAUCUCUAUCGAUAGAUACAUGGACAAUUAGGCCUACCGUUAGAUCUAUGCGUUUUGUCUUUGCAUACAAAUAUGUUUCGGUUAAUUUAAAAAAUAGUGAAGCAACCGUUUUUUCCUCCCUCUGUUGUAUUGAGACGUUAGGCAGCAGGCAGGCAGGCAGGCAGUCACAAGCAACACACACACCAUCCGUCCCUCUGUGGACUGCACCUCUCCAUCUAUAUCCCUCCCUCCUAUAUCCCCCUCCUCUAAUCCUCCCCAUCCCUCUGUUCCAUUCCCAGAUUAUCCAUUUUUAUUAAUUUGUUAACGUAUUAGCUCUUUUAAGGAUUAAAAACUGUUCAACCUAUCUCAAUCCUAUACGCCUCGCCUUCACUAACAUAUCAUCGGCACAUCCAGACACAGACACACAAACUUGACAUACACACCGGACAGCUCGCCAAUACAACACAGCAGCGAUGGAGACAACUAAACUGCCCCCGACCAGCCCGUCCUCCCCGACCACCGGGUUCUCGGUACCGUCAGCGGAGAAGGUGGAUGGGUUUCCCCGGCGCUCGAUGCGUAGAGCCCGGCAGAGGCGCUCCCACUCCUCGUCCCAGUUCCGCUACCAGAGCUCCCAGGUCGAGCUAACGCCACUGCCGCUGCUCAAAGAUGCCCCUGUGGCAGAGCUCCAUGACCUGUUCUGUAAGAAGCUGCAGCAGUGCUGCGUCCUCUUUGACUUCCUGGACUGUGUGGCUGACCUGAAGGGAAAAGAGAUCAAACGAGCUGCGCUCAACGAACUGGUGGAGUCUGUUGCUACAAGCAGAGGAGUUCUGAUAGAGCCACUCUACCCAGAGGCUAUUAAGAUGAUCUCAGUGAAUAUCUUCAGGACAUUACCUCCCAGUGAGAACCCAGAGUUUGACCCGGAGGAGGAUGAACCCACUCUAGAGGCCUCCUGGCCACACCUGCAGCUGGUGUAUGAAUUCUUUCUGCGUUUCCUGGAGAGCCCAGACUUCCAGCCCUCCAUGGCCAAACGCUACGUUGACCAGAAGUUUGUUCUUCAGCUGUUGGAAUUGUUUGACAGUGAGGAUCCGAGGGAGAGAGAGUACCUAAAGACCAUCCUGCAUCGUGUCUACGGCAAACUGCUCGGCCUGCGGGCAUACAUACGCAAACAGAUCAACAAUAUCUUCCUCAGGUUUAUCUAUGAGACCGAGCACUUCAACGGUGUGGCAGAGCUACUGGAGAUCCUGGGCAGCAUUAUAAACGGGUUUGCUCUGCCCUUGAAGUCGGAACACAAGCAGUUCCUGGUUCGAGUCCUGAUACCUCUACACACAGCCAAGUCUCUGUCCAUCUUCCAUGCACAGCUGGCGUACUGUGUGGUCCAGUUUAUGGAGAAAGAUUCUACUGUCACAGAAUAUAUCAUACGAGGGCUCCUCAAAUACUGGCCCAAAACCUGCACCCAGAAAGAGGUGAUGUUCCUAGGGGAGAUAGAGGAGAUACUGGAUGUGAUCGAGCCAUCUCAGUUCAUCCGUGUUCAGGAGCCUCUCUUCAAACAGAUUGCUGCCUGCAUCUCCAGCCCACACUUCCAGGUAGCAGAGAGGGCAUUGUACUUCUGGAACAACGAGUACAUCCUGUCUCUGAUAGAGGAGAACUGUCAGGUGAUUCUACCGCUGGUCUUCGCCACACUCUACAGAGUGUCCAAGGAGCACUGGAACCAGACUAUAGUCUCUCUGAUCUACAACGUUCUGAAGACCUUUAUGGAGAUGAACAGCAAGCUGUUUGAUGACCUCACUGCCUCUUACAAAGUGGAAAAACAGAAGGAGUUGAAGAGGGAGUGUGAGCGUGCAGAGCUGUGGCGGGGGCUGGAUGAGCAGCAGGAGAGGAGACUGCAGAUCCUGGGGGAGGCCAGUCGCAAUCAGAAGAACCUCCAGGAGAGAGGGGAGCCUCCUCAGCCCACCUCCACACAGACGGCAUUCCCUGAGCAGCCAAACCCAGAGCUCAGCGGAGCCUCUUCUAACACCUAGAACCAGACAGCGGAGGAUCAGUACCAGGAUACAUAGAGUAGUUAGAGGACAUACAGAGACAGUAUGCACAUAGCCAAACACACACAUGUACACACAAUGGAGCAGACGCACACGCUCAAACACACACACACUGACAACGUACACAUAAACACAUACAGAGUCGCACACAGGCAUAUACUGUUUACACACACACUCUUGCAGAAUGUAAACAAAAGAUGAAUCAACUCAAACACAUAGACUACAUUGAAGUGCAAACACAGCCCUCUACAUACUCACUGGAAGACUACCCACACAAACUGCCCAUAUUUCUCUCUCACACACUCAUACACACACAUACUCACACUCACACACACAGGUACUGGUUCUAGCUGUCUAGGUUUUGACGUGUAACCGUUUUCCCGGUUCUCCGACAAAGGACUUUAUACCGUCCCAAAAGAUACAGAGGAAUGAUGACGUGAAUGCUACAUAAUAUUGUUGCUUCUUCUUCUAUUCUUCUCUACUGUACUACUACUACUACUACUACUGAUGUUUUUUUUAUAUAUAUAUAUAUAUAUAUAUAUGUCUGAAUAUUAUGAUUAUUAUAGUGUUGGUGGGAGAAUCUUUAGUGUAGAACUCCUAAAGCUUUAGCAUAACUUGAGCAUGGUCCAAAUCACACCCUAUUCGCGACAGAGCGAGUGCACUAUUGGCCAAAUGUAGUACACUAUAUGGGGCCUAAAUCCCCAUAUUGUAGUGCAAUACUACUGACCAAAAGCAGUGCACUAUAAUGGGGAAAGGGGCAACUUCCCAAAUGGCACCCUAUUCCCUACAUAGUGCACUACUUUUGACAAGCUCCCUAUGAUUUUGGGCGACUCCUAAUCUCCUAAACUAAAACAAUGUUCUGAUAUGUCAUUAUUCUUGUCCAUUCAUAAUUGGGCACAGAGAGAAGGAAGAGAGUCAGAAAACCACGUUUUUCUAGUAAUAUUCUAAUUUGUUUUGGAUAAUGUGUGUAUUGGGGUUGUGUCCUAAAUGGCACCAUUUUCCCUAUAAAGUGGACUACUUUUGACCAGGGCCCAUAGAGCUCUGGUCAACAGUAGUACACUAUAUGGGGAAUAGGGUGCCAUUUGGGAUGUGACCUCAGUCUACCAUCUGUGGGCUCAGUCUACUAGUCCUUGAUAUCACACUGUCUUACUGUUCUUCUGUGCAUCUUAUUAUGAUUCAUUCGUUUGAUGAAAUUAUUUUGAAUUUGUUUUAAUAUUUUUAUGUUUUUGUGUGUUCAUUUUGGGGAUAUCUGAUAUUUAUGAUAUUUUUUUAUUUGAUCUCUGGAAUUGUGACCUUAUUGCAGGAAGUUGGCAAAGAUGAGACGUGUUUGUGUGUGUAUGUGUGUGUGUGAGAGCGAUGGAGAGGUCAUGGAAGUGUGUGUGUGUGUGUGUGUAUGCGUGUAUGCGUAUGUGUUCAUGUGUGUAAGAUGCAGAGGUGAUAGAAGUGUGUGUGUGAGAGAAUUCAGUAUGAGUGUAACAGUGACAGGAGAUGUGUAUAGACAGAGUGAUAGAGGGAGAGAAGUGGCAUCGAUCCCUCUUUCUCUCUUCUCUCCCUUUCCUUUCGUAGAAACAGGAUUUGAAUCAGAAUGUUACACUUUUGAUUGAUUGUGAAUCUAGAGGUUUUUCUUGCGUCUUGUUAUACCAAGACAACCAGACCAGCAGCCUUCAACACUCCUUUAACAGUUUUUAGUUUCAACAAAACAAAAAAGGACAUAAAGAAACAAACCUCACUAUCGUUAAAACACUUCCUGAAUUUUGUAAGUUACCCAUAAUUCCCCCAUUUGUCAGUCAGUUCGCUGGGAAAAUAAUCUUCCCUUCCUACUAUUCUGUUCUAGAACAAGAAGAAUCCUUCCGGAAAUCGGGAAUGCUGGAAUUGGAACGCAAUUUAUCAACUGAAAGAAGAGGUUCCCGUCAGUAGAAUUAUAGAACAGCAAUAAUAAUGGAAUUGAAUAUGUACGCAUAAGUAGCAUUGCUAAACUACAAUUGCAGUGUACUCCUGGUCUGGUUUGUAGGCUAUCCGUGCUCAGAAACAUAGAAACGAUUGAGGAUGACAAUGUAUUUUUUUUCCCGGGGACCAACAGCUGGGUAGAUGAAUGUACAGUCAAGUUAAACCGGGAUUGUAGAAAGGAAAAGAUGAUGUGUUAAAUUAACUUCACUUUGAGAAAACAA
Messenger RNA from Oncorhynchus gorbuscha (pink salmon), 5385 nucleotides. Its product is annotated as serine/threonine-protein phosphatase 2A 56 kDa regulatory subunit beta isoform-like. The record is from RefSeq and is a predicted model, not a curated record. Gene Ontology annotation, cellular component: cytosol; protein phosphatase type 2A complex; nucleus. The coding region runs from base 1655 to 3199 and encodes 514 amino acids. Gene Ontology annotation, biological process: signal transduction; protein dephosphorylation. Gene Ontology annotation, molecular function: protein phosphatase activator activity. NCBI's taxonomy places the organism in Eukaryota, Metazoa, Chordata, Actinopteri, Salmoniformes, Salmonidae. The transcript is spliced from 13 exons.